This is a messenger RNA of Vigna unguiculata (cowpea), 528 nucleotides long. The record is from RefSeq and is a predicted model, not a curated record. Lineage: Eukaryota; Viridiplantae; Streptophyta; Magnoliopsida; Fabales; Fabaceae.
AUGUCUGUUAUCCAAAAACACACUCACUCUUUACAAGAACUAAACCCUGAGAAGGAGAGUUGGAAUAUCCUUGCAAGAGUUGUAAGGUUAUGGUUUGUUGAAGAUUACACAAAAGGAAAAACUCCAUUUUCCAUGGAAAUUGUUCUUCAAGACCAAGAGGGUGUACUAAUCCAUGCAUCUGUUAGACGCACAUUGAUAUACAAAUUCCAGUCUGAAAUCAAAGAGGACAAGGUUUACACCAUCCAAUCUUUCAGAGUUUCAUGUAAUGGUGGUUCUUAUAGAACCACAAAACAUGCCUAUAAGAUCAACUUCCAAUUUGGAACCAAGGUCAAUAUGGUGCAAAGUACCUUAGUUCCGAAAACUACAACUUCAUACACCCCUUUUUCAACCAUCAUAGUUGAUGGUUUUGACACAGAUUACUUAGUUAAUGUGAUUGGGAUGUUUACUGGUGUUGGAACAGAGCGGGAGCUAGAGAAAGCUGGUAAGAAAACUAAAAUGAAUGUCAUCCUUAUUGAAGCUGAUGUGUAA